Messenger RNA from Ixodes scapularis (black-legged tick), 1134 nucleotides. RefSeq lists its product as uncharacterized. The transcript has a single exon. Gene Ontology annotation, molecular function: nucleic acid binding; zinc ion binding. The annotation marks the transcript as partial. Lineage: Eukaryota; Metazoa; Arthropoda; Arachnida; Ixodida; Ixodidae. The record is from RefSeq and is a predicted model, not a curated record.
GGUAACCUCGUUCUAAAUUCUGUCUUCCUUCAUGGGGAUCUCGCUGCCAGACCAUACCGAGCUCCGGACUUCAGAGAUGCCCUCAAGGGCAUCAUUGAUCUAAAGGAUAUAAUCGCCAUGGGACAGUACCAAAUGUCUCAUGUGUGGAUGGUCCAGUGUGUGACUUCGCUUGCAAAAGCAAAGCACGUCGCAUGUGAAGACCUGAAGGUGAAAGGACGGAAAUGUCUCGUUGUUGAUCCAGAGACAAAGGAGGUGAAGAUCAGACUGCUUUGGUUACCACCUUAUAUGGAAAACCGAAGAAUCGUUGAAGCGAUGGAACCCUACGGCACAGUACGCUCCGUAGUGCGAGAAAAGUGGAGAUGUGAAGGAAUGGAGGACAUGGAAACCCUCAACCGUGAAGUACAACUGACCCUUCGAGACGACACUAACGUGAACAAGAUUCCACACCUGAUGACCAUCUUCGGGUGCCAGAGCUUGCUUUUUAUCUCAGGUCGGCCUCCUUUGUGCCUACGAUGCCAUCGAGUGGGCCACAUCCGCCGCCAUUGCCGGACUCCCUGGUGUGCGAAAUGCCGACGGUACGGGCAUAAACCGGAGGACUGCGUCAUGACCUACGCUGACAGGCUGAGGUUGGGGACAACUGAAGAAUCAACAACAGAGAACCUCAUGGAUGUAAGCGAAGUCGUUGACCCUAAUGGCGACGUCUCUGCAGUGGCAGCAGCCCUGGACGGUGGGUCUCAAUCGGCCUCCGGAAAACCGGUUGUGCCAGAGAACCUCACGUCGACCACCACCUCUAGCGACGACCCAAUAAUCACCGUUUCGCCUGCAACCGAAAACAGCACCCCGACAAACCCCGCGACUCCAACAAAUAGGGACGCCUUCAUGAACGAAAAACAGUGCGAAACAACCACCGAGGCUAACCUGGAAGACACCGAAACGGAGGAAAACGAUGAGGUACCGGACCCAAUUCUUGAACUAGAAGCGCUUACCAACGUGGGAUUAAAUGACGACCUUAUAACUAGAGCAAAGCACUAUGAAAAGAGACUGGGCGCUUUUCGACAUAAGCAGUAUUCAAAGACGCUCCCUGGCGCCAAGCUUGUUGAAGACAAGCAAACGGGCGAUAACGCCCGACCAUAA